GGACAAGUGGGAUAAUGCGAUGUAGAUUUGCUAAGAUCUUUCAGUAUCUCUUCUUCAAUCUUUUACUAGAUUUCUUCCUUUACUAUAUCUACUACUCCCACAUGACCAAAUAGAACCAUCCUUUUAAUAUUCGCUUUUACUACCUUUUUCUUACUUGGAUUCUAUUUUGAAACAGAGACCCAAUAUUUGUAUUUUUGGUAAUAGAAAUGGAGAAAAUGGCAAAUGAGUUGCAUGUUCUUGCUGUGGAUGAUAGCCAUGUUGAUAGGAAGGUUAUUGAGCGAUUGCUGAAGAUUUCUUCUUGUAAAGUUACGGCGGUGGAAAGUGGAAGGAGAGCUCUGCAAUAUUUGGGUUUAGACGGAGAGAAGACUUCUGUGGGAAUUGAUGGUUUGAAGGUAAAUCUGAUAUUGACAGACUAUUCUAUGCCUGGGAUGACUGGAUAUGAACUUCUCAAAAAAAUUAAGGAAUCAUCGGCAUUGAGCAAGAUCCCCGUUGUUAUUAUGUCAUCGGAAAAGAUUUUACCUCGCAUUGAUAGAUGUUUGGAGGAAGGGGCUGAAGAAUUUCUGCUGAAGCCUGUUAAGCUCUCUGAUGUAAAGCGUCUCAGAGACUUCAUACUGAGAGGCGAGGGAGAUAACGAAGAAACAGAGAAGAAGAUCAAAGAAGGAAGUUCAAGGAAGAGAAAAUUUCAUGAGGAUUCAUCGACACAAUCAAUGCCAUCUUCUUUAGUAACAGGCCAUGAUAUACAAUCAAAACCAGAAUCUUCAGCAGCAUCAGUAUCUCAGCAGCCUCUACCAAAGCAACCCAAGAUCGGGUAACAGAGGAUAGGUUAUGAAUUAUGAUACAUAAUCUUUUGACACCCUAUGAUUAUGAACUUUCUUUUGUGUGUAUACUAUCUCAUAGUUGUACAUGUUUAGCACCUCCAUUUUGGGCCUUUUUUUGGAAGAGAAGUGAGCUCUAUAGAAAAAGUUGGUAAAUUCACAUGAUUUCCUAUUUGUUA
This is a messenger RNA of Nicotiana tabacum (common tobacco), 994 nucleotides long. Its product is annotated as two-component response regulator ARR6-like. Gene Ontology annotation, biological process: cytokinin-activated signaling pathway; phosphorelay signal transduction system. NCBI's taxonomy places the organism in Eukaryota, Viridiplantae, Streptophyta, Magnoliopsida, Solanales, Solanaceae. The record is from RefSeq and is a predicted model, not a curated record.